Molecule: messenger RNA, 744 nt
Organism: Penicillium lagena
Lineage: Eukaryota; Fungi; Ascomycota; Eurotiomycetes; Eurotiales; Aspergillaceae
Product: putative inorganic diphosphatase
Exons: 3
Coding region: 1-744 (247 amino acids)
Biological process (GO): phosphate-containing compound metabolic process
Cellular component (GO): cytoplasm; nucleus
Molecular function (GO): magnesium ion binding; inorganic diphosphate phosphatase activity
Source: RefSeq, a predicted model, not a curated record
AUGUCCCACGGCCCGGAAGCCAAGUACAACGCUCGCAAAACCGGCGAGCCCUGUGACAAGGACUUUCGCGUGUAUAUAACAGCGGGCGACGAUAUCGUGUCCCCCUGGCACGCAAUCCCCUUAUUCCCAUCGGAGGAUGAACCACAGGUGGUGAACAUGGUUAUGGAGACCCCCCGGUGGAGCAACGUCAAGAUGGAGGUGGGUCACGAUGUGAUGUGCAAAGCGUAUAGGUCGAUCGACAGUGCUAAUACUUUUCAGAUUGCCAAAGACGAGUUCCUGACUCCGAUCCGCCAGGAUGUCCACAACGACAAACUCCGCUACGUCCCGAAUAUCUUUCCGCAUAAAGGGUUUCCCUGGAACUAUGGGUCUUUGCCGCAGACAUGGGAAGACCCUAGCAUCGCAGACCCUCACACCGGUCACCGUGGUGACUCCUGCCCGCUAGACGUGUGUGAACUCGCCGGCGAAAUCGGACAAAUCGGCGACAUCAAGCGCGUAAAAGUCCUUGGCACAUUUGCAGUCCUUGACGAAGGCAAAACGGACUGGAAGGUCGUCGCUGUAGACACGACUAAUCCCUUAGCCGGUCGAUUAAAUGACAUCAGUGAUGUCGAGACACACAUGCCUGGGUAUUUGGCGACUAUGCAGGUGUGGUUUCGAUUAUACAAAGUGCCGGAAGGGAAGGGGGAGAAUGAAAUUGCCAUGAAUGGGGAGUUGAAGGGAAGAGAGUGGGUUUUUGUGGAAACAUGA